AUCAACACACACAGACGUCUCACGCGGCUUACUAGAUACAAGCUCUUCAAACCAUUCUGGGAUAUUAUCCUAAACUUUUGGGACACUGAAGGAGAUUUAAAGAGGGAGCAAUGCAAUUAGUUGAUGUGGAGUUAGAGAAACACGUGGAGAUGUUGUCCUGUGAGAACAGGACGUCCACAAACAGCCCAAAACUUCUGUCACACUCUAUUGAGGAAAUACUGAAAAAACCUUCAUGUUUGACCGUGCGAUCUGACAGAACGGACAAGAAACUUAAAACAUCUGGAUGUACACAGUCCAAGAUAAAGACAGACGCUCCAAAAAUCAGCCAAAACACAGCUCGAGGGUCGGGUCGCAGACGGGUACGGACCACAUUCACCGUGAGCCAGCUGGAGGAGCUGGAAAGAGUUUUUCAGGAAACACACUAUCCUGACGUUCACACCAGAGACCAGCUCGCCUGUCGAACGCAGCUGUCUGAGGGAAGAGUACAGAUCUGGUUCCAGAACCGGCGGGCGAAGUGGAGGCGCAGUGAAGCUAAAGCAGCACACAGACCUCUAACAGUGCUGAGAGACACUAAACACCUCCUGACUCCUGUCCUCUGUGUUCCGUACCUGAGCUUUCAGCAGAAGUUCUGGCUGCCCGAGUCAGUCUGUCCUCCUAUUGGUUCUCCUGAACAUGCCACACUUCAACAUCAUUCAUUCUUCUGACCUCAGCGCUUUCAUGAGCCACUACACAAGAGACAUUUUCAACUUCAGUCUUAUGAAGAUCAAAGAUCCACUCUGGAAUAAAAUGACAUAUCAUGUCUUAUAUUAUAUCGAUAACAGCUUUUCCUCCCCGAUGUAUAUAAACAUGACUGUAUCAUGUGUUUUAUUUUUAAGAAUUGCCUUAUUUUUAUUUUAAAACAGAAAUCAUACGUGAAGUGGUGAACGUGUGGCAUGCACUAAAUCAAUUUCCUUAUCCCAUCACAAUAAAACCCUGAUAAAACCACUAAGUAAAUAAUAUGAGUUGUGACACAGCACUCACCGACUGAACUGAUGGAUUCCCAGAAUCAUACAAGAAGACAAAUGAUGAAAUAUCAGUUGAGAAAAAGGCUCGCAAAUGUAUUUUCUCACAAAUAUGACAUCUGUAAUUCAAUUUCACAUUCACAAACUGCAGCUUAUGCAUGUGUCUAGAGUUAAUUUAACAUCCUAGAUAUGUAUUUAAAUAAUUGCUUAGAACAAAAGUUCUAUUAAGUGGCAUCAUGAUGUUAUCGCCGCGCUCCAUGAGAUGAACUUGUAAACUUGAAUGGAUAUGGAGCCAUAAAUGAAUUUUGUUGUCGAAAUGUCUAAUUAUCAUGAAUUGGUUUAUUGGCUCUUAAGCCAUAAAGUUGGGUAUUAUAUUAAUUUGACUGAGUUCACAGGCAGGUCAGGACGGGUAGAGAGGGCAAACGCAAGGGGGACUGCAUUAUGAAUGCUGGAGGAAAGCAGAUGACAGAUAACAGCAAAAAUCAACCCCUAGUCUGGAGUUAUCCGAGGGCAACGGGGUUGAUUCAUUAAAUAAAUGACAACUAU
Molecule: messenger RNA, 1547 nt
Organism: Carassius carassius (crucian carp)
Lineage: Eukaryota; Metazoa; Chordata; Actinopteri; Cypriniformes; Cyprinidae
Product: intestine-specific homeobox-like
Exons: 4
Coding region: 111-704 (197 amino acids)
Biological process (GO): regulation of transcription by RNA polymerase II
Molecular function (GO): RNA polymerase II transcription regulatory region sequence-specific DNA binding; DNA-binding transcription factor activity, RNA polymerase II-specific
Source: RefSeq, a predicted model, not a curated record